AUGCAGCUCUCCCUCCAAACACGCAACGCUCUUCGAGCUGCUUCUCCCUUCCAAACGAGGCGCACGGCAGCACCGCCAUGCCUGCGCAUCCGCGCCUGUACCGACCCGCCGGCCGAGGGGAUUCUCCCGGUCCCGGCAGGGCUGCGGGCCGAGUCGCUGCCGCAUCACGUGGCGAUGAUCAUGGACGGGAAUUCGCGGUGGGCGCGCGCGCGGGGCAUGCCGACGUCGGCCGGCCACGCGGCUUUGCAGCCGGCGCUGGAGGAGACGGUGCGGCUCUCAUGCGCCCGGGGAAUCCGCGUGCUCACUGCCUUCGCCUUCUCCCACCAGAACUGGGACCGUCCCAAGGAAGAGGUUGACUUCUGCAUGGCCGUGUACAACCGGUUCAUCCAGGACAAUGUCGCCCAGUUUUUAAGGUAUUUUCUCUUCUUAAAGUUAAUCUUAAGGCCCGACAAUUUCUCAAACAGAUACAAAAUUAACUUCAUGCUUCUAGCCUUCUCAAUGCCAUGCUCCAUGAAUAUGAUGGUGUCAUCGGCAUGCUGCAAAAGUGAGACCCACUAUCAAGGAGAAGAGAUUCUUAUGUUUUGCAGGGAAGGGAUUCGUCUACGCGUAAUCGGUGACUGCUCAAGGCUGCCGACUUAUCUGCAGAAAACUGCACAAAACGCCGAGGAGGAAACAAGUAGCAACUCACAGCACGACCUGAUGCUAGCUAUCGGCUACAGUGGACGAACGGACAUCUUGCAAGCAUGCGGGAAGCUUGCCCGGAAGGUGCACAGCAAGCUACUCAGGCCGGAGGACAUCGACGAGUCACUAUUCGCCGAUGAGCUCCAGACGAGCUGGACAGACGAGUUCCCUUGCCCCGACCUACUCAUCAGGACCAGCGGCGAACUGAGGCUCAGCAACUUCUUGCUGUGGCAGUCGGCGUACUCGGAGCUCUUUUUCACUGACACGCUCUGGCCUGACUUCGGGGAGGCUGAAUAUCUCCAAGCACUCAUGUCUUUCCAGAGCAGAGACAGGCGUUUUGGAAAAAGAAAACUCUAG
This is a messenger RNA of Triticum dicoccoides, 1038 nucleotides long. RefSeq names its product dehydrodolichyl diphosphate synthase 2-like. NCBI's taxonomy places the organism in Eukaryota, Viridiplantae, Streptophyta, Magnoliopsida, Poales, Poaceae. Gene Ontology annotation, molecular function: ditrans,polycis-polyprenyl diphosphate synthase [(2E,6E)-farnesyl diphosphate specific] activity. The record is from RefSeq and is a predicted model, not a curated record. Gene Ontology annotation, biological process: polyprenol biosynthetic process. The coding region runs from base 1 to 1038 and encodes 345 amino acids. The transcript is spliced from 4 exons.